CAUAGGUGUACGGCCAUUUUGGUUAAUCGAAAAUUACCGGUUCUUACUGAAAGAAACAAGUUUUUUUUAGGAUCUGUGUGAUAAUUACCUUUUGAUAGUAAAUCAUAUUACGAAUGUAUAUAUAAAACAGAUAAAUAUUAAGUGUAUAUAGAAUGGAAGAUAAAUCUGCAUUAAAAGAGUUAGAUAGUUGGAUCGAGCAACUGAAUGAAUGCAAACAACUCACAGAAAAUCAAGUCAAGACCCUUUGUGAAAAGGCCAAAGAAAUUUUAGCUAAAGAAUCAAAUGUUCAAGAGGUGAAAUGUCCUGUUACUGUAUGUGGAGAUGUUCAUGGCCAAUUCCACGAUUUAAUGGAAUUAUUUAGAAUUGGUGGUAGAUCACCUGAUACAAAUUAUCUUUUUAUGGGAGAUUAUGUUGAUAGAGGUUAUUAUUCUGUGGAAACUGUCUCUUUACUUGUUGCAUUAAAGGUUAGAUAUAGAGAAAGAAUAACAAUACUUAGAGGAAAUCAUGAAAGCAGGCAAAUAACUCAAGUUUAUGGAUUUUAUGAUGAAUGUUUAAGAAAAUAUGGAAAUGCAAAUGUGUGGAAGUAUUUCACUGAUCUUUUUGAUUAUUUACCACUUACUGCUCUAGUAGAUGGUCAGAUUUUUUGUUUGCAUGGAGGACUCUCACCUUCAAUUGAUACUCUUGAUCAUAUACGUGCACUUGAUAGACUUCAGGAAGUUCCUCAUGAGGGUCCUAUGUGUGAUUUAUUGUGGUCUGAUCCAGAUGAUCGUGGUGGUUGGGGUAUAUCUCCACGUGGUGCCGGAUAUACUUUUGGUCAGGAUAUUUCAGAAACCUUUAAUCAUAGUAAUGGCUUAACUCUUGUUGCUAGAGCACAUCAGCUUGUUAUGGAAGGUUAUAAUUGGUGUCAUGAUAGAAAUGUGGUUACUAUAUUCAGUGCUCCUAAUUAUUGUUAUCGUUGUGGAAAUCAAGCAGCCAUAAUGGAAUUAGAUGAUGCUCUUAAAUAUUCAUUCCUACAAUUUGAUCCUGCACCAAGGCGAGGGGAACCACAUGUUACUAGACGCACACCAGACUAUUUUCUUUAAAAUAUGUGUAUUUUGUUAUGUUUAUUUUAGUUUUAAUUUAGCUUAAGGAUAAAUUACCCUUUGGGUAAUCAAGAUGCAAAUGGCAAAGUAAAAACUAUUAGUUAUGCAUCUGAUUUGUCUGGACAAAAAGAAAAUUUCUUAUUUUCUGUGGGUGCAUCAUUUUCAUUCCUUAUUUGAAAUUGUAUGAAUUUUAUAUUUGUCCAAAUGAAAUUAUUACACUGAAGCCAAGGUUUACAAAUUUAACAAUAUUAAUUAAUUAAUUAUUAACCAAAAAAAUAAUUCAGACAAAAUUGUAUAAUGUGCAUAAAAAUUGCAAAAUUGUAUCCAUUUGUAUAAAAUUCCCACAUCUGCACAGAAGUUAAAAUUUUAAAAAAAUUAAAGACGAAAUUGGCUUUGUUAAUUCAUUAAUUGCUGCUUUUUAUGCAUGUAUUUUAUUGGGAAAAAUAAGAAAAUUUUGCCAUCUUGUGAUAAAUUGACAACUUGGAAAAAUUUUGUGACCAUUUUUAAAUAUUAAAAAAUAUAAACUCUCUAUCUGAACAUGACAAUUUAUAAAUACUUUUUAUGCCAUUUCUCUUGCUUUAUUAAAAAUUUUAAAUAAAAAGAAAAAAGAAAUUCUGCCAAGUUUGCAACAUCAAAUUAGAAAAAAUAAUUAUCUUGCAUUGAUGUUUUGAUCUAAGGAAAAAAAAAAAGGAAAAUGUCUUGUCUUAAAUACAGUAGAAUUACACAGCAGUAGACGAUACCUGUUCAAAAUUAUUAAUCGG
Molecule: messenger RNA, 1843 nt
Organism: Centruroides sculpturatus (bark scorpion)
Lineage: Eukaryota; Metazoa; Arthropoda; Arachnida; Scorpiones; Buthidae
Product: serine/threonine-protein phosphatase 2A catalytic subunit beta isoform
Exons: 7
Coding region: 153-1082 (309 amino acids)
Biological process (GO): mitotic cell cycle; peptidyl-serine dephosphorylation
Cellular component (GO): cytosol
Molecular function (GO): protein serine/threonine phosphatase activity
Source: RefSeq, a predicted model, not a curated record